AUGCAGCUUUUGUCACUACAUCCAGAUAAAACAUUAGGACGCAGCACCAAUGAGUCCACAAUAAUAGGACACCUUAAAGAAGCAUAUAGUAUUCUUCUGGACCAGCAAUUACGUAAUGAAUAUGAUAGGCACCUUUUGGAGAAAGCUAAGAAGCAGGGGAUGAAUGCUGAUGGAGUUGGGUUGGAUCAAUACUCAUUGGAUGAAUUUACAGCAGACGAAAUUAAAGGUAUAUGGUCAAUGGCAUGUCCUAGAUGUGAAUCCGAAGGAGGAAUGGAAUUGAAUGAAGGGGAUUUAGAAAAUGGUACAACUGAUGGAGAAUUUGGGUUACAACUUGCUCUUCAGUGUCAAAGCUGCAGUUUAUGGAUAAAGGUGAAGUAUUACAUGGGAGAUGAUGAAGAAGAGGAAUAA
Lizanozyma spartinae is the source of this 408-nucleotide messenger RNA. RefSeq lists its product as uncharacterized. Bases 1 to 408 code for a protein of 135 amino acids. NCBI's taxonomy places the organism in Eukaryota, Fungi, Ascomycota, Pichiomycetes, Serinales, Debaryomycetaceae. The transcript has a single exon. The record is from RefSeq and is a predicted model, not a curated record.